Labrus bergylta (ballan wrasse) is the source of this 3160-nucleotide messenger RNA. RefSeq names its product heparan sulfate glucosamine 3-O-sulfotransferase 3A1. Lineage: Eukaryota; Metazoa; Chordata; Actinopteri; Labriformes; Labridae. Gene Ontology annotation, molecular function: [heparan sulfate]-glucosamine 3-sulfotransferase activity. The record is from RefSeq and is a predicted model, not a curated record.
GUACAUCAGGGCUCGCGGUGGCAUCCUACACAGAGGAAGGACAGAGGAGAGACCUUAUUACCUGAGGCAAACACACAUCGGUGGACUCUGUGGGGCUUUUGUUUUCGCAGUUUCCUGUCACUUUUGGACGUCCUCACCUGAGCUCAGCAGGUAUCAUUUGGCACUUUUUUUGGGGGGGGGGAGGUGAAAAGACAGGUGUUUCCAUCCACAGCAGUGGAAGAAGACUCAAUUUCCGUUUUUUUUUUGUUUUUUUUAAUGGCAAGAAGUCUCGGUUAUGUGUGCCUAGCAUGGCUGUGGCUCCUGCACCGACCACCCAGGGACCGGUAUGGCUUUUAGCCGCAUCAGUAAACUGGACCCCCCGUCCCGAGGCAUCUUCAGGAGAGCGGCGGUCAUGCUGUGCUCCCUCCUCACCUCCCUUCUCCUCCUGCACUGCCUCACGGAGCGCUGCGGCACCUCCUCGCCGGUGAAAGCGUCCUCCAGCCGGGUUGAGGGACAUCAUAAUGAGGACUUAGGAGGGUCGAUAAGGAGUAAAAGACUGCUUUAUGAAUGGACAGCCGGGUCUGAGCUGACAGGCUACGGGGCUUCCAGGCGCUCCUCGCGGGUUCUCGCGGAUGAGCAGACGCCGGAGCAGCCCGAAGAGUCUUUCAUGUUGCCGCCUCCGGAUUUGGUUGCCUCCAGGAAAGUGUCGCCCAGGUUCGCAGGUAAACUCAGUCCGCUCGGGGAGGGGAGCAAGAAGCUGCCACAGGCUCUCAUCAUCGGGGUGAAGAAAGGAGGGACCCGGGCCCUGCUGGAGUUUCUCCGGGUCCAUCCGGACAUCAGAGCUGUGGGAGCGGAGCCGCACUUCUUCGACCGAAACUAUGACAACGGACUGGAGUGGUACAGGGAUCUAAUGCCCAAGACUCUGGAGGGGCAGAUCACCAUGGAGAAAACCCCCAGCUACUUUGUGACCAGGGAGGCUCCAGCCAGGAUCUCCGCCAUGUCCCGGGACACUAAGCUGAUCGUGGUGGUGAGGGACCCGGUCACCAGGGCUAUCUCAGACUACACACAGACUCUGUCCAAGAAGCCUGACAUUCCCUCUUUUGAGAGCCUUACCUUCAAAAACAGGACUACAGGGCUCAUCGACACCUCGUGGAGCGCCGUCCAGAUCGGCAUCUACGCCAAGCACCUGGACAACUGGCUGCAGUACUUCCCCAUGGACCAGAUCCUGUUCGUGAGCGGCGAGCGUCUGAUCAGCGACCCGGCCGGAGAGCUGGGCCGCGUGCAGGACUUCCUGGGGCUCAAGAGGAUCAUCACGGACAAACACUUUUACUUCAACCAGACCAAGGGUUUCCCGUGUCUCAAGAAGGCCGAGGGCAGCAGCAAGCCUCACUGCCUGGGCAAAACCAAAGGGCGGACCCACCCGAACAUUGAUCCUGAGGUGGUCCAGAGGCUACGGGACUUCUACAGGCCCUUCAACAUGAAGUUCUACCAGAUGACAGGACGCUUCUUUGGUUGGGAUGACUGAAUGUGUUUUUGUUUGACACUGAGGAAUGGGAAAAUAUCUGCAAUGGAGUAUUAGGAGUACUGUAGGGGUGAAAAUGUUUGAUUUUGAGAAUUAAGUUUUUCAUUCAAGUACUCUUGAUUUUGGCUGGUAAAAGUUAGAAUUUGAAAAGACUUAAGUUUGCAAUGAAAGGUAGUUCUAUUUAUUUAGAGUCCAGUAAUACCACGACAUGCACUUCUAAUCUGAUAUCAUUUUAACAUCGCGGUUAUGUUCCUAAAAUCAAAAGUUUCUUGCCCGGGUUUCUUGUGUAGAAAUCUGAACUUAUCAUAAAAUAUGUUCUCACAUAAAUCUAUUCUAAAAGCUAAUAUAUUCAUUUUGGUUUAAGGAGGCGAUUGUUUUUGUUCCUUUUAUUUUAAUCUAGAAAUAAUAUAAGAAUCAAAUUGUUUGUCUUGAAAUAUUUUAACUACAUGUGGGGUCUUAUUCUGAAAAUAUUAAGCCAUUUUAGCCGUAAUUUUUAAUUUCACUAAAUAUUACAACUUAUUUUCCCUCAAAUUGUCAAGACUUAAUUCUCAGAGUCUUAUAUUUUUACCCAUUCAUUGUUCCCAUUACUUCCUCAGCAGUCCCCCUAGAAGCAAUAUGUGUCCGUAACCGGAGAGAAAGAGGCUCGCCCAGAUAUGCAAUAUUUCACUGUUUUCAUCGUCUUUGCUGCCUCUAAUCCACAAUCAUGGAGGAUGUUUUUCUUCUACAAUCACGUUGACUUGUUGAAGUCAUUGGUUUAUAUUUUCCUGCACUAUCUGAAGAAACUGUUCACUUUCAGGUCCAGAAACAUUUUAUGUAGUGCUUCUUUAAGAGGAUGGAAUCAUCCAGGGACUGAAUGCCAUAUUUCAAACAUAGCUGCUUUCAAAUUCUAACUUUUUUUUUUCGUUUUUGCAAAAAUCAGUAUAAAAGAUAAAAAUAUAUGUAUUUUCAAAAUGUAUUUAUUCAAGAAGUACACAAGCAGUAUGUAUGUAUUAUGUUUUUAUUAUUCUCCCCAUGCCUUCAGAGUUUUGUUCUUUUGAUAUUUAACACUAAAAACGUCCUCAUUUUAAUUUCAGGUCUUCGAUUUAAACCUUACCGACUUUCUCUACGUGUGUGAGGUGGGGAACACCGUGUGUUUGUUAUUUCAUGGUCGUUCCCCCACGUUCAGAUAAUGAAGUUACAGGCAAAGAUAGCACUCACUGUUAUUGGAGGAACAGCGACUCUGGUGGACGGGAAACAACUCAAACAGGCUUUCCCAAAACUGUGACUCAAAUUUCCUCGACAUGCCUCGCUGUGAAUUGAAUACACUUGAUGUCACUGGCCUUCCUUGCCUCGAGGCAGUGUGUGUGUGUGUGUGUGUGUGUGUGUGUGUGUGUGUGUGUGUCUGUUUUUAAACCUGGAGAGCAUGAGAACAACGGCUGGGUUGUGUUCCUAAUUUGUGUCUACUCAUGUCCACUGUCUGAAAGCAGAUGUGCCUCAAAAGACACAAAACCUACAGUUGUGUUCUGGUGUAAGAAUCAGACAAGACUCUAAUAUACUGUAGAUUUUCUUUUUGGUUGGGGAUAAUGUUACAGAUCUAAUUGUGCUCUUCUGACUGUUUUCCUAAAGUUGGGGAUUUUUAAGGCACUCCUUCAAUAAAAGAUGUUAUAUGUAAAUAUUUUA